Rhinocladiella mackenziei CBS 650.93 is the source of this 3306-nucleotide messenger RNA. RefSeq names its product sodium/hydrogen antiporter. Lineage: Eukaryota; Fungi; Ascomycota; Eurotiomycetes; Chaetothyriales; Herpotrichiellaceae. The transcript has a single exon. The coding region runs from base 1 to 3306 and encodes 1101 amino acids. Gene Ontology annotation, biological process: regulation of membrane potential; proton export across plasma membrane; sodium ion export across plasma membrane. Gene Ontology annotation, cellular component: plasma membrane. The record is from RefSeq and is a predicted model, not a curated record. Gene Ontology annotation, molecular function: sodium:proton antiporter activity.
AUGGCGUGGGAACACCUGUCCAUAAACAAACCGCAUCUGGUGUACAUUAUCCUGGGUGGGUUUACGAGCAUGUUCAUGCUGUGUUCACUAUUUAUCAAGGAAAAGCUGUACAUCGGCGAGGCCACAGUUGCUACCCUCUGCGGCGUUAUCUUUGGACCACAUGCUGCCAAUCUGAUCAAUCCUUUGACCUGGGGCAACACUGAUAUGAUCACGCUCGAGUUCUCUCGCAUAGUCCUCGUCGUUCAAUGCUUUGCCGUCGGUGUCGAACUGCCAAAAGCUUACAUGGAAAGACAUUGGAAAUCUGUUGUUUUCCUGCUAGUUCCAGUCAUGACUUUUGGCUGGCUCAUCACGAGCCUCUUUAUCUGGUGGAUGAUUGAGCCUCUCACUUGGCUGGAAUCUCUUGCGGUUGCAGCUUGCGUCACGGCCACAGAUCCUGUCCUGGCUUCUUCCGUCGUCGGCAAGGGCAAAUUCGCCAAACGAGUUCCAAAACAUCUUCGAGACGUUCUCUCGGCCGAAUCUGGCUGCAACGAUGGAAUGGCAUUCCCUUUCAUUUAUCUUUCUCUAUAUCUAAUGAGAUACGACCUUCAUGGCAGAGAAGUUGUCUAUCACUGGGUAUGUUACACGAUUCUGUACGAGUGUGUCUUUGGUGCUAUCUAUGGAGUCACUGUCGGUUAUAUGGGUCGUCACGCCAUCAAAUUUGCGGAACGAAAAGGCUUGAUCGAUCGAGAGAGUUUUCUCGUGUUCUACUUCGUCCUGGCCUUGUUUUGUGCCGGUUCAGGAAGUAUGUUGGGCAUGGAUGAUCUCCUGAUCGGAUUCGCAGCCGGAGUCGGAUUUUCCAACGAUGGUUGGUUCACUGAAAAGACAGAGGAAUCUCAUGUCUCCAACGUCAUUGACUUACUCCUCAACUUGGCCUAUUUCGUCUACUUUGGAACCAUUGUACCUUGGGACCAAUACAAUGCUCCGUCACAUGGCUUGGUUCCAUGGAGGCUUGUUGUCAUCUCCAUCUUUGUCAUUCUGUUCCGUCGAAUCCCCGCCAUGUUGGCUCUGAAACCGGUCAUUCCAGACGUCAAAACCUGGCGAGAGGCUUUAUUUGCGGGUCAUUUUGGUCCUAUCGGAGUGGGUGCCAUUUUUGCCGCCAUUCUCGCUAGGGCAGAACUAGAGACGGAAGGAACUGAACCUCUAGCCACACUUCCUUCACCAGGCUCAAAGGAGUACGACUUGAUCUACCUUGUUUGGCCUAUUGUGACCUUCUUGGUCAUUUCAUCCAUCCUCGUACAUGGCUCGUCAAUUGCGGUGUUCACCUUGGGUAAACGCAUCAACACCCUAACAAUCACGCUCUCGUACACUCAAGAUAACGAAAAGGGCCCCGCGUGGAUGAGCCGUCUUCCAAGAAUUACAUCUCAAUCACGAUCCAUGUCACGUAUGGACAGCUCGGACUUUGAGACCGACGAAAAGCUCGAUAUCCCUCCUGGACAAUUACCUCCGGUCGGAAUUCCUAAACUUCAACUUCGACGACAACGCGAAGAUGAGUACGAGAAAAAGCCAGGCUCAAGAUCCUCCAGCCUGGGGCGAUCACGAAGACGGAGGCGUCGAGAUAAAGACUUUGAGGACCGUUUAGGCGGCCCGAUCAGCCAGAGCGCCAUUGCGCCAAUAAGGCGCCCGGAGCCCAUGCUCUCCCAGCAGGAGUCUGGUUCGGAUACCUUGCUUGAGAAAUCUGUUGAACCGUCACCAGAAAGUCGACCAGAUCGCCCGGUGACAAGAUCUGCGGCCUCAUCUCCCGAACGCGAUGAAAUCGAAGCGGAACGAGAGACUGAAACCGAGACGCGGCCCACUUCGAAGGACCGACCGGCCGAUAUCGAAGCCUAUGAAGAAGGCGCCCACGUCAUUGUUGAAGAUGAAGAAGGCAACGUUGUGGAUACCAUUGAUACCGCUGGACUGACGGAGGACCAGAAGGCGGAGGCCAUUGAGAAUGCUCGAGUCCGUUUGACCAAGGAUGACACUGGCAAGUUCGCGAAACACAAACAUGAAACUCAUGCGAGAAAUGAGGGUGAAGAACUGCAAGAAGAGGUAGACGAGGCUUUUGGUCAACCCCAGAAGUCACUGCGCCAGAGAUUUGAUCAGUGGAAAGGUUUCGGCAAACGGAAAGAGGAAGAGGUUGAAGCUGCUGGUCCAUCAAAGAUGGCAAGAAAGAGGGGCCCUGCUCAUGCUUAUCAAUUUGGUAAUACGAUCAUCGUUGAAGAUGAAGAUGGCGAGGUCAUCAAAACAUAUACGAUACCCAGUGACAGUGCCUCCGGCGAGAAGACGAGAGAGCAGCAAUUGCGAGACGGUUUGCGCCGAAUGAGUACCUGGGUAGGACUGGGUCGACAAACCGAUGCCGCCGGACCAAGUACCACCGCCGCUCCCUCAACAGAGGGCGAAGAGGAAACGAAGAAGAAACCAGAUUUUAGAAGGCAUGUGUCCAAUGCAUCAUCUGAUGACGGGUUAAGGAUGAUUAUAUCGAAGACUGAUCAAUACGGCUUGACCGGACUACAAAAGAAGACUCGAGAUGCUCCUGGUACCCUCGCUCUUGGAUCUGGAAGACGGCUGUCCACAAGAGACUUCAUCAAACAAAUGCAGCAGCUGGACCCCAAGAGUAGGGUCCAAGAGGCUGAGCACAGUGGCGGUAGAGAACCUGUCACUCCUCUUGACAGACCCCGACGAGACCGAGCCGAAGCGAAUACUGGUGCGAUUCUCGAUCUGCCACGCCCACAUACCGCCCGGAGAACCCAAAGCGAGACGGUACCUGAUGGUGAGGAUUAUUUUAGUCCACAUCGACGUCCAAGACCUGACCGGACGACCACUACCGAGCGCAAUCAGACACUGGAAGAAGAAAGUGAAGACGAGGAAGACGAAGCAACUGACAUUCCCACUCACGAUGUGGCGUCGAGUUUGGCCAGGCAUGGUAAAGGUCAGACUGCAGCAGACGUAAGAAGACGUCAACUGGCAAGGAUUCGAUCCGAAAAUGAAGAGGAAGCUGGAGAGGAAGGAGAAACUGCAGCAGAAAAGAGACGACGAUUGGCUGCUUUGGGUCUGGGCGACGCAGAGGAAGAUUCGAGCAGUGAAAGUGACGAGGAGGACCAACCUCGUCGAAAUCGGGCUGCGGUGCAAGAACCUGGUCAGGAAGGACCAUCGACUCAACCUAGAGCACGCAUUCAAUGGGGAGGGGAGAGUGGAAGAGAGAAAGAGAAACCAUACGACAUAUAUGAAGGUGAUCCAAUCGUCGGUGCGGCGCGAAAACUCAGGGGUAUGCUCAGGAAGAAAUCUUGA